Messenger RNA from Babesia bigemina, 693 nucleotides. RefSeq names its product membrane protein, putative. NCBI's taxonomy places the organism in Eukaryota, Apicomplexa, Aconoidasida, Piroplasmida, Babesiidae. The coding region runs from base 1 to 693 and encodes 230 amino acids. The record is from RefSeq and is a predicted model, not a curated record. The transcript is spliced from 3 exons.
AUGACGCAUACCAAGAUUCCAAGCGCCGUCGUGGCGGCUCUUGCCUUCGUCGUAGCAUCGCGAAAUGCAGCGGCCAGCACGAAUGGUGAAAAUCGCGUUUCAGUCAUUUACGUCGAGAACGAGGGCCCCUACGAAAUCAAAUGCAAAGCGGACGAAAACAUAGAAGUCGUUGACGCAUUCGGCAUUUGCAUGGAGGACUUUUUAUCUAACAAACUUGAUGCGAAAACGCUGAACCUUAGGUUGUCACUUUCUAACGCGUUCACCAGGUACUGCACCGCCUUAUUUAGGGCAAACCAACCGUGCAUCUUGAACAUAAACAAGAAGAAGCCUGGACCGGAUCGAUUCAACACCACUUUCGGUUUGGAAUGCCAACAUGGUAACGUUUUCGUAGGCCUCUACAGCUGCUGCGCCAAGGCUUCGACCUCCAUAGCGCAAGGCGAAGAGGUGGUUCUGUACAAGGAAAAAUCCACUCCCCUCACUCCGUUGUGCCCCUCAGGUACCAAGAUUUCUGUGCUCAACGCGGGGCAGCGCGGCACUGUCAUGUGCGACAAGGGACACAUCACUUCCACGCUGACCAGGGCUUCCGAUAAGUGCAACGGCAAAGAGUUGUGCUCCAUUCCCUUCGACGAGUCGCAGCUGUCAUCGUGCACGGGAUCCUCCGCCUCUCACUUCGUCAAGUACAUCUGCGAAUGA